This is a messenger RNA of Dovyalis caffra, 1578 nucleotides long. NCBI's taxonomy places the organism in Eukaryota, Viridiplantae, Streptophyta, Magnoliopsida, Malpighiales, Salicaceae. The record is from the annotation of a GenBank genome assembly.
AUGGCAGGGCAUCUUAGUGCAUUAUCACUCUCUGGGGUUGCAAUCGCUACUUCUUUCACCAAUGUCACUGGCUUCAGUCUCAUAUCUAUAGAGAUUAGAGAAUCAGUUCAGUAUGUGCACAGUAUGCUCUCUCAGGCUUAUCACCAUCUUGUUUCACUUGCGAUAUAUCGCGAUGUAUCUCUACAUGACAAGCAGGUUGGAUUAGCUGGAGGUUUGGAAACUCUUUGUGGCCAAGCUUAUGGAGCUGAGCAAUAUAUAAAGUUUGGAACCUAUACAUACUGCGCAAUAAUAUCACUCAUUCCAAUAUGUGUCCCUAUAUCUAUUCUUUGGAUAUUCAUGGACAGGAUACUAAUAGCAAUAGGAAUAGACUCCGAUAUCUCAAUCGUAGCCUGUAAUUAUGCGAUUUGUCUCAUUCCUGCAUUAUUUGCCAAUGCUAUUAGCGGUCCUCUGUUUCGCUACUUUCAGUGUCAAAGCAUGAUUCUCCCGAUGCUUUUAGCCAACUGUGCUACUCUAUGUCUCCACAUCCCUCUUUGCUGGGUUCUAGUUUAUAAGUGGGAAUUAGGAUACAUGGGAGCAGCAUUAGCCAUUGGUUUGUCUUAUUGGAUAAAUGUUUUCUUCCUUGCACUUUACAUGAGGUUCUCUUUGUCGUGUGAGAAAACCCGGCGGAUUCACUGGGCUUAUCUUUGCUCAAGCGUAAAGGAGUUUCUGCUCAUUGCUUUCCCUUCUGCUGCAAUGAUUUGUCUUGAGUGGUGGACCUUUGAGCUACUUCUGUUGCUUGCUGGGCUUCUGCCGGAUUCGAAGCUUGAAACGUCUGUUCUUUCUGUUUGCCUGACAACCGUGUCAUUGCACGCCUAUGUACAAUAUGGAAUUUCUGCUGCUGGAAGCAUUCGGGUUUCGAAUGAGUUAGGAGCUGGAAAUCCACAGACAGCUCGAGGGGUUGUCUAUGCAGUACUGAUCAUUUCUGUUACAGAGGCAGCUAUAGUGAGCAUAACUCUCUUCUUCUUCCGUCACAUUUUUGGAUAUGCUUUUAGCAGUGACAAAGGAGUCGUGGCCUAUGUUGCUGAAGUGGUUCCCCUGCUUUGUCUCUCAAUCAUCAUGGAUGGCUUACAAAUAACACUUUCUGGGAUUGUUAGAGGAUGUGGGUGGCAACACAUAGGUGCCUUUGUCAACCUGGGGGCAUAUGAUUUAGUUGCAGCUCCAGUAGCUGUUCUGCUGUGCUUCGUUGCGAAUCUUAGAGGAAAAGGCCUUUGGAUUGGGAUAUUAACAGGGACUACUGUGCAGGCAACAUCAUAUGCUGCCAUAACAAUGAAUUGGAAAAAACAGGUUCUUGCAUUAACCCUUCUUCACAGGCAUCCGAGGCAAGGAAGAGGAUCUUGGAGGGGACACGUUCGACUGAUAAUGAAUCGCCUUGAUCAGAGAAAAAACCCUGACAGAACCAUUGUGCUUGAUGACGAGUUUAGAGUAAUAGCCCAGACUCCGAUAGCAGACCAAGAAGAUGAUGUGGGGAUGACGCGUCAUCUCCAUGGAAUACGCAUCGUCCAUGAGAAGGAUGGACCAGGGACCACUGCUGAAGACUGA